GCGCGGGGCCUGGGUCGGGCUUGCUUUUGGGAGUAGCUGUCUGUAGAGGUUGUUGAGUGCAACUCGAAAUCCCCUCCAUUUUCUUCGAGAUUUGCAACGCAUUUCAGCCAGAAAUACUUCCACGGACUCACACGUUCUGCUAUACCGCCAGGAGACGGCUCUGAAGAGUCAUUUUGGUGUGUAGACCGUCGGAGACCACACAGAUUUUAGGCAGAACGUUCAUUCUUUGGUGCAGUCGCUACGAACAUGGCUUGGGUAAAGCAGAAGGAAAAAGUCAACUUGGGAGAGUUCGAGGAUAUAAAUGAAGAUGAGAUUGUCGAGGGUCUAACCGAGGAGGAACUCAAACAGUUGAACUUGGCCAUAGAUCCAGAGAAUCAAUACCUUCCAGCUUAUAUGAGGCAAGAGGACCAAACUGAUAAAGUCCAGACAACUCCAUUUGACCGUGAGAAGCUUUUAAAGCAUUUAGAGGAACAAGCCAAAAAUGACAAAGAGCGUGAGGAAGCUGUCCCAUUCAAGAAGGAAACUCGAGGCAAAGUGUUUGUCAAGAAAGAAAGACCAAAGAGGGAUGACCCCGUUCCCAUGCUUCCAGAUGACUUAAGUGACGUCCUUGAAAAUGCAACGGAGGAACAGCUCCUGGAGUUAGCAGGUGUUUUGGGAAUACACUCGAUGUUGACAUCUGAACAGAGUCACCAGGCUGAGAGGGAGGCUUCUGAUAGAUUUCUUAAGGGUAGCGGCUUGAAAAAAUACACCCCAGGUAUUGUAAAGGGAACCAAACUGAAGAAAACAGAUCUUACUGCCAUCAAUGAACUAGACCUGGAAAAAGCAAUGAAGAAGCUGAAGAAUGGAGAUAGCAGCCUUACCCGGCUUAACCUCAACAACCACAAAGACGUCACCCCAGAGAUAUUAGAAGAGGUGGCCGCUGAGAUGAAGAAGUCCACCACCCUGAAGCACUUAGAGAUGGCCAAUACGCAGAUGACAGACCGAAUUGGACGGCUGUUUGCUGAUGCCCUUAAGAAAAAUAAAACCCUGCGAUCACUCAACAUGGAAUCAAACUUCUUGUCAGGAGAAGUCCUUUUGGAGGUUGUUAAAGCUAUUGCUGAUAACACAACAUUAAAAGAACUUCGCUUGGACAACCAGGUUUCAAUAAUCGGAGCUAAGAUGGAACAGCUGAUUGUCAAAGCCAUGGAGGAAAACAAGACUUUGCAGAAAUUCAGCUUAAGCUUUGACACACAGUACCCCAGGAUUCGCGCUGCGGAAAUCAUGGUCCGGAAUAAUGACUCAAUUCGAUUGGAAAGAAAUGAAGGGAAAGAAGCAGAGGCUGAGGACGAAGAAGUUGAAGAGGAAGAGGACGAAGAAGAAGAGGACGAAGAGGAAGAGGAGGAAGAGGAGGAGGAAGAAGAAGAAGAGGAUGCUGAUAAAUAAACAAAUAGCAAAGGGAACAAGAUUGUUAAUUAGGUAAUAAAAUUAAGAAGAUGCGCAUUUUAUUUGUCCAUAAAACGAGCCGACUCCCUUGAUGAAAAUUAAUGAAAAGAAUCUCAAUGUGAAGCCAAGAAGUACGUGGUUGCCAUUCAAUCACUUUUGCAGUGUAAAUCCCUUUAUUGUUUUCUUAAUGAAACCACCAAUGACAUUCUUUGUACAUUGUAGGGUAAUGCCUCCAUAUUUGGCAGGAGUAUAAGGACAAACAAUCAAAAUUGCUCUUCUUCAGCCUGUGUAUAACCUUUCUUUGAAAGCACCUCAAAGCCCAAAGCAUAAACUGCCUUUCCCAUAAGAAUUCUACAUAAGAAGAUUUUGCUUAUCACAUGAAAAUGAAGGGUAGAUGUGGACUUAAGACGUAAGAUGUUAUAUGUCCAGGUAUUGUUUAUAUAAUACUUCCUCAGAAGCUUCAGUUUUACCUGAGACAUUUACAUUUAUAACAUUUAAUAUUAUAUAUUUUUAGCAGAUAAUUUUUUUGUUAAGAUAAUACUAAUUUUGUUAACCUAUCUAUUCUAUUAACUUUUAAUUUUUACGUUUGUCAACCUAGAGCAUCGCUUUGCUAGAAAAUGAGCAUAGAGCAUUUAUGUUCUGUUUACUGUAUAUGUUCUGUUUACUGCCCCUGUAGUGAAGUUUACUGUGCUUUACUAGUGGUUCAUGUGCAAAUAAAUACAAAGGAAAAAAAAAA
This is a messenger RNA of Nematostella vectensis (starlet sea anemone), 2158 nucleotides long. RefSeq names its product tropomodulin-3. NCBI's taxonomy places the organism in Eukaryota, Metazoa, Cnidaria, Anthozoa, Actiniaria, Edwardsiidae. The record is from RefSeq and is a predicted model, not a curated record. Gene Ontology annotation, molecular function: tropomyosin binding. Gene Ontology annotation, biological process: pointed-end actin filament capping. The transcript is spliced from 9 exons. Bases 247 to 1422 code for a protein of 391 amino acids.